Molecule: messenger RNA, 3751 nt
Organism: Porites lobata
Lineage: Eukaryota; Metazoa; Cnidaria; Anthozoa; Scleractinia; Poritidae
Source: the annotation of a GenBank genome assembly
AUGCGAAGCCUUCCAGUUGGUUUGUUUCUUGUCGCCUUUUUGACCAUCUGUUCCGGUGCCCCUUCUUUUAACCGUGUUGGACGUCCGCGAUUUUUCCUGAGAGACGAAAAAAGACGUGAGUGUUCAAUCAUAGUUAAUUAAAGCGAAAUGGUUGGGAAACCCUUUGUUAUAGGUUUUUGUUAACGUUUUUGGACCUGACCGUGCACAACGUUCAAUAGUAUUCCUAUCAUUUUGAAGUUAUUGACCAACAGAAACAUUGCAUUGAUUUAUUCAGUCAUAAUUUAUGAACAGAAAACAAAGGAUUGUGCACGGUCAGGGAGCUUCCAACAUAACCUAAAGUACCGUUGUUUUCAACUUUGGUGUUUGCCGGGUUUCCUAACCAGUCUCCUCUACUAACUCAGGGUUUUCUUUAAGGUUUUAAGUAGCCGGACUUUUUUGAAAAGUAGACGAUUGUGGGUCCAGAGGACCCAUACGAUGGGCUUUAGCCCAUCGUUUCUAGGGGGUCCGGGGGCAUGCUCCCCCGGAAAAUUUUUGAAAACUGAACGCUGGAAAACGCAUUUCCUGGCAUUUUAGGCCAUGAAAGUCAGACAUUAGAGGGAUAAACUAAGCUGCAAUUAUACGGAGCGACAUUUCAAUAAUACAGCCGUAUAAACAAAAAGUGGAAUUAUAUUUUUUGUAUCUUUUUAGUAACCAUGGUUCAAUCUAUUCUGUAGUUCUUUCUUGCUCGUUUGGUUGGUUCCACUGACUAACCUGACUUACGGUGAUCGUAAAAUAUCUCGGCAUAUCUAACAAAGGUAUUCAGCUCAAAGUUCGUACCACAGUUAUCUAACCAAAGGUAACCCUCGGCGGUUUUACCUAAAAUAAAAGGACUUUAAUGAACACAUACUACAUCAGCUACACCAACUACAGCAAACAUCAACUUUAUCAUAGUACACUAAGUCAUCACCAAACACGUCUCUAUAUUCGUGACGGUUAUCAUGAAUCUAUUACCUGUCAUGACACUUUGCUCAUUUUCUGUGCAUUUUGUCUACCCAACCUCCCCCCUAGGGCCCAGGGCUUUUCCCUCCCAUUUUUUAACCAACAUCAAUUUUCUCCCAGCAAUAUCCAUAUGUUGCCAAGAAAAAUGGUUAUGAGAGUUAAUAAAAUGAUCACUGAAGAUCGAGAAAAUGCUUUGAUCUAUUAUAAAAUUCUCUCAACUAAUUCUUUAAGGAAAUGUCUAGAGAUCACUUUGGAGAAUUUGUUAGUGGAUAUCGGGGGGUUAAAGGGAAAAACCAUAGGGCCGAGGUUGUUGUCUACCUUAUUUAUCACAAAGAUGGAAAUAACAAGAAUGUGACAGUAGAAAGCCAGGUUCUUCCAAAAGGCUAAUGUAUUUUAAAAUUUUCUGAACGUUUGAUAAUUUGACAAUCUGUUUGAAUCUUUACUUUAAGCCGCCGGCAACGUGGACAUGGAAGCUUGUUUAAAAGCUCAUAAUCAGCUGCGUGCCAAACACAAUGCCUCACCCUUAUCUUGGGAUACGAAACUCGCUAAUGAUGCGCAGGAAUGGGCCAAUCGUCUCGGCAAUCUAGGAAAAAUGAUGCACGCAACGGGUACUGGUGAAGGCGAAAAUCUCUACUGGUCUGCGAGUACUUCGAAAGUCGCCACUUGCGUAGAUGCAGUAGAAGCAUGGUAAAUGAUAACUUAUGCUUAAAUCCAGAUGUUUGAACAAACCUAGCUUGUCCGUGGAUCGCUGCUUACCGUUUCUCUUCUUAAUUAUAGGGCUUCAGAAGAAAAAGACUACCCAUUUGACCAUCCACCGCAAACAUUUGCAGAAUUCGCAAAUAAUGGUAAAGCCAUUGGUCACUAUACACAGGUUAGACAUGUCUUCCUUAUAUUCCCUUGAUAGCCUGCAGUACAGUCGUCUUCUUCGGGUGCCCAUGUUUUGCUAGCGAAAGCGCCAUGUUGAAACUCCAAAAGAGCCGUGAGAAGAACUAACGGCUACUAUUUUUCCGGAAUUUUUGGAGGAAUUUUAGACAUCAAAAAAAAUUUUAGAAAAUCUCGGGAAUUUUAGAGCAAAUUGAACAUUCAACCGACAUUUUGGCAACGUUUCACUGGCAAAAACGUUGACAAAACAUGUUUUUUUUUUGGUAUUCCUAUCAACCAAGAGAGGGCUCAAUACGCUCACAUGCUUCAGCGGUGUCUAGAACAUUAUAUACUGAGCACAACAAAUCAGCCGUUUUGCGUCAUAGUCAACUACACUAUACAACUUAUCAGCGGUUAUUCACCAAAAAGGGCCCUUGCUAUAAAAAAAAAUGUUUUAGAAGUUUUGGGAAUUUUAGGGAGUUUUUGGAGAUUUUAGAUCUUUUUUUCGGGGAAAUUUUGAAAGAAUUUUAGGCCACAUUUCGGGAAUUAUGUAGCCAAGCCUAUUUUGGUUUCUUUUUUCCCUUUCCUUUGCCUGUCCGCAACUUACGCUCCGGGUUUACGCUCUCCCCCGAAAAUAAAACUGAAGAACUCCUUGCAGCUUAAAUCAUAUCAAGCUUUGAGAAAAACGAUUGCAUUGAAGUUUCCCAAAGUGUUCACUCAGUCAGUGAUGAUAGGUUGAGCAGGGAUAAACAGAAGAAAUCAGAAGUAUUAUAUCACACCUAGCUUUUUCUCUUAUUUGUCCCCAUUCCGCAGGAAGUUUGGAAGGCAACUAAAAAAGUGGGUGUAGCCAUUGCGACAAAGAAAGAUGGCGUUUUCACCAACACAUACAUCGUGGCACGAUAUUAUCCGUCUGGAAACAUGCUGGGACAUUUUGGAAGCAACGUUGAGUAGCCUGAAACUGAUAGUAUUUUUCUAGUGAGUAUUAAUAAUGCCGUAGCCUAAACUACAUAAAUUGUAGGAGUGUUACUUGGUCUUGGGUAACAAGGGUGACACAGUGGUGAGAGCACUUGCCUCCCACCAAUGUGGCCUGGGUUCAAAUCCCUGCGUCGAAAGCUUACGUGGGUUGAGUUUGUUGUUGGUUCUCUUCUAUGCUCCUAGAGGUUUUUUUCCGGGUACUCCGGUUUUCCCCUCUCCUCAGAAACCAACAUUUUCAAAUUCCAACUCGACCAGGAGUGGUAAACGAAGAACCACUAUGUGGAUGUGCUAUAACUAAGUCUAAGUCUUUGUUUAGAGAAACUAUAAGCUUUAAACUACAAAUCAAAUAAGUGAAAGAAACGCCUUUUGUUGAAAAAAAUCUUUGUUCCUCCUUCGUACAUAAUGAGAUAAACUUGAAAAAAGCAGGCCGCAUACGGUUUUUCAAGUUUAUCCGAAUGCGUUUUAUUCCCCUUCUACAGUCAGUUAUAGUUUGGGAAGGGCAGAUUUUUCCCAAAUAGCUGGAACCUCUCUUAAUGUCCUUUUCUUCUGAAAUAUGCCAUCUUCAGAUUGCUAUUUGAUUUGGUUCUCUUUGUAAAUCAGAUAAUUUCCCUUCAUACUUUAAAACCUGUGAACAUAGAAGCAACUAAUUUGGGGAUUCAUGCAGGUUAUAAAGUUGGCGACUCUUUAAGUGAUGCAUUACAACUAACGACGACAAAAUAACUUUUUCCUUUCUUUUUUUUUUCCCUUAGAACCUAGAGCAAGAAGCUUUCAAAGACGAUUAUUAUCUUAUUACUUUAGGAAUUGUAUCAAGAUCGUCCAUUAUAAUCAGCAUUCGAAGCCAUAAAUGCAAAGAAGUUAAAAUGCAGUUGCAAAUUAGAAAGCCUGCUAAAAAAUAGAGCUUGACGGGAUUCGAACCCUGACCUCCACCUAAUGCUGG